AUGGCAUUGCCAAGCAUUCCCGUUAGUUUCCUACCCGAGGCUCGCAGACCAUCUGAUGGCCUAACGAAGUUCGCGAAGAAGAGCUUCACUCUCAUUUGCAACGUGUGCGGCAAGCUGUUCAAGCAGAAGAUAGACUUGGAGCGCCAUGCUCGGCGUCACACGGGCGAGAAACCCUUCCCAUGCCCUCCGAGUGGCACUGUGCUCUCAACAAGCACUCGCAAGCUUCUCCUCCCUGGUGACGACCAUCAGCUUCCCUCCAGCAAUAAAGCUAAACAACUCGCUUCUGAAACCUCCGUACCGCUAGACCUUGCUUCUCUCUGCUCAGCGGCAUCCUCAUCGUCUUCUGCUCCAGCGUCUUAUGCAGUUUAUCCAUUCGUAAAACAAACUGUUCGUAGUGAAGUCGAUGAUGCUUAUGCGUCUAUGAUUUCUUCCAUGAUUCCUCAGCUACCUGUGAGCGGGGUACCUCUACCAGGUCGUGAUCACAGAUGUAGCGUGUGUGAAAAAGCCUUCUCGCGCGUCAAAGAUCUCAACAGACACAUGCGCACUCAUACAGGAGAACGUCCGUUCAGCUGCACCGAGUGCAACUACAAGGCCUCUCAAAAAGGAACGCUACUAAGACACCUUAAUAAAGUUCAUAAUAUGAGCGCCUCAAUUACAAGUCCAUCCUCGGCUGCGCCAUCUCCUCAAACUCUGAGCAUGGGACAAGCCUCUGAUUUUAGUGACGGGAACGGCCGGAAUACUUCAAAUUUUAAUCGUGUGUGGCUCGGCCAAGACUCAGCAGGUUCUUCAGUCGCUGACGCGGCGACCAACAGGCGCUCUAUGCGCGGUGCUGGCAACUGCGAUGUGUGUGGACGAUUUUUCUUGCGCAGUGCUGAUCUCAAGCGACACUUGAUCGUGCACACGAGCGACCGUCCCUUCCCAUGCAGAUAUUGCGACUACAGGAUGUCGUGGUCACGUCAUGGAGCAUCUCAUCUCGACUCCCGAUUCUGCUCCAACAUCCUCGACAACAAGACUUCAGGAGAUCGCUUAGGCGUAACCGGCAAAGAGUCCUCGUCACAUUCUCGGCGUGCCGGUAACUCCGUCUACAAUUUUGGCCGAAACCUGGCCAACGAAAGAUACUCGAUUUCGCAGCGAGAACCUUCCACAGAAUUUGAAACUGGAAGCGGAACGAAAAGAGUUAUGCAAUCGCUGGCUUGCUCGUUGGCCGGUAAUAUUAUGUCACCUCGCUUGGAGUCUACUCGACGCUACUUGACAUCCGGACGACCCUGGUCAGUAGUCGCCGGCUCCUAUGCAGGAUUAGGUUCCUCUUCAUCGAGCUCUUUCUCCACCAACCUUACUACUUUGCCUACGUCCCUCGUGGGCUGCGACCCAAAGUACCCCAACAGAAGUGGCAACUCCUGCGACGUCUGCGGCAAAUGGUUCCUUUUGCCGAAAGACCUACGACGGCAUGUGCGUGUGCACACAGGCGAACGACCGUACAGCUGUCCCAUCUGUCCGUACAGGGCGGCAGUCAAAGGGAAUCUCAAGCAACACGUCGUUAACACUCACAAUAUGUCCUCUGAAGGCUGCUCAUCCGAAGACCUGCCUGAGUCUGAGUCGAACUCGCGACAUCCAGGAACGGUUUUCUCGUCCAAGACUUCACUGAGUCACGCUCGCGCUCCCGACGGCCGCGGCCACAACUGCUUGUUCUGCGGGAAGUGGUUCCUGCGUUCGUCUGAUGUGCGGCGACAUUUCCUUGUACACACCGGCGAAAAGCCCUACGCCUGCCCGCAAUGUUCCUUCAGAGCAUCUCUCAAGAGCAAUCUCAAGCAACAUGUCACGGCCGUCCAUAAAAUACCCUUCAAGUGA
This is a messenger RNA of Hyalella azteca, 1848 nucleotides long. RefSeq names its product zinc finger protein 665-like. The coding region runs from base 1 to 1848 and encodes 615 amino acids. NCBI's taxonomy places the organism in Eukaryota, Metazoa, Arthropoda, Malacostraca, Amphipoda, Hyalellidae. The record is from RefSeq and is a predicted model, not a curated record. Gene Ontology annotation, biological process: regulation of transcription by RNA polymerase II. The transcript has 6 exons. Gene Ontology annotation, cellular component: nucleus. Gene Ontology annotation, molecular function: DNA-binding transcription activator activity, RNA polymerase II-specific; RNA polymerase II cis-regulatory region sequence-specific DNA binding.